ACACAGACGCUGUGAACUUUGACUUGCCUACCUUUAGGACCUGGGGGAAUCCCUGGUCAGUACAGGAGUAGAGCGUUACUUGGCUUGGAGUGCGGAUUGACAGUUUGGCUCACAAUAACCAUAACAAGCCCACUAACUAAGGCAGCAUUGCGGACUGGGGUCAAGUGGGAAAACUGCUCAAGAGCAGACCGUACUUCAUAAACGGGGUAGCAUUAAACUGAAGAACAACAAACCCGGGGAGAAUGCAAUGGAAAACAAACUAAGGAAGUUAAACAGCUCUGUUUAGUGAGCCUACGGUCGUUUAAACAAAACUGCAUGAAGUUUUAAAAUCCAAUCAAAUUUAAAGUCGUUGCUCUUGUUAAACAAAGACUAGCCAGUAUGAAUACACGUAUGUAGCCGUAUGGACUGUUGUAUUAAUUUAACUUAGAAUAUGUUUGCACCAGUGAGCAAUUAAUACAACUAGGCUACCAACAAAUUGAUACAAAAAUAACUUUUGAAGUGGUAAAAUAAAUUGUAGGUGUAUGUUCCGUGGGACUUUCUUUUCCUACACAAUGUAACGCGUUACACUGGAUUCCCUUUCUGGAUCAAGCAGGUAAUGACGGUGUUAAGAACUGCAUAAAACGCCAGUGCAGGUGCAACGAAACAAAUUAAACGUCGUCUGUGGCUUUGAUGUCCGUGCUUUACCGGGUGGAGCCAGCGCGAAGUUGAUGAGCCCUCAUGCCGAAGCAGUGGUGAUGGGGAGCGGCAGCUCCAGGUCUACUUCCCUGCGGAAAGUCUGCUCUGAUCACUGCGGCGGGGUUAACUGGCUAAGCCUGAGUCCGGACGGGAGCUACCUGCUCACCUGCAGCGAGGACUGGACCGCUCGCCUGUGGAGCACCUCGGAUCAGCGGUGCUGCAUGCUAUUCCAAGGCCAUGAGAACUACAUCACUUCCUGCCACCUGGAGAACGAUGCUGCGUACACGUGCAGCGCGGACCACAGCGUCCGGAGAUGGGACCUGACGACAGGGGGCUGCACGGCUGUCUUCAAGGGGCACUCCUCCAUCGUCAACAAAGUCCUGGUGACCCGAGGCUGUCUGUUCAGUGUCUCCUAUGACCGCACCGCGCGGUGCUGGAGCGUGGAGACGGGGAGGCAGCUCCAGGAAUUCCGUGGACACCGGAACUGUGUGCUCGCUCUCACCCACUUCUCCUCCCAGGACCUCCUUCCCGAGCCAGAGUCGGACAGCGAGCAGGUCAGAGACUUCCUGGUCACAGGCAGCACUGACUGCACCCUCAAGCUCUGGCUCGUGUCCGACGGGCGCUGCUACAGGACUCUGCGUGGGCACAGCGGGGCCAUCCUCUGUCUGGCACUGGACACAGCGAACAAGGCGCUGUUCUCCGGGAGUACGGACUGCACUGUGCGCAGAUGGGACCUCGCUACUGGAGAACAGACCAAGGUCUUUCGAGAGCAUCAGGGCUCUGUCAUAUGCUUGGAGCUUGUUAGUCCGCACUUUUACUCUGGGAGUGCAGACCGAACAGUCAAGUGCUGGCUGCUGGAUUCAGGGAAGUGUGUUCGGACCUACCAGUCUCACAAGCGCACUGUCAGUGCAAUCAGAUACCACAGUGGAAUAUUAUUUACAGGAAGCGGUGAUGCCUGUGCCAGAGCCUUUGAUACCAAAUCAGGGGUCUUGAGAAGAGUGUUUAGGGGGCACACCUUCAUCAUUAAUUGUAUACAGAUUCACAACCAACUGCUCUACACCGUCUCCCACGAUGGUACUUUACGAGUCUGGGAUGUGCGCAGCGUUUUAGAGCAGGACAAGGAAACCCCAAGAAAGGAUUCCCAGAAAGGCAGCCUAACCCGGUUGUGCAACAACAAGGUAGGCUGCAUGUGGGGCUCCCAGCCCCAGAGGACAGAGCGGAGCUCCCAGGCUGAGCGAGAACUCGGAGAACAAGAGAGCAUCGAGCUCGUCUGACAGCAUCCCUGAGGACAGAGUGGAGCUCCCAGGCUGAGAGAGAACGAGAGAGCAUCGAGGACAGAGCGGAGCUCCCAGCCUGAGAGAGAAUGAGAAUGAGAGAGCAUCGAGCUCGUCUGACAGCAUCCCUGAAGACAGAGUGGAGCUCCCAGGCUGAGAGAGAACGAGAGAGCAUCGAGGACAGAGCGGAGCUCCCAGCCUGAGAGAGAAUGAGAAUGAGAGAGCAUCGAGCUCGUCUGACAGCAUCCCUGAGGACAGAGUGGAGCUCCCAGGCUGAGAGAGAACGAGAGAGCAUCGAGGACAGAGCGGAGCUCCCAGCCUGAGAGAGAAUGAGAAAGAGAGAGCAUCGAGCUCGUCUGACAGCAGCCCCGAGGACAUGUCUCUAUGGAAGGCUUUCAUAAAUUUUAUUGCACUAAAUAAUUAUAUAAAAAAAAAAGUUUUAUUUUAAAUACAA
Messenger RNA from Acipenser ruthenus (sterlet), 2403 nucleotides. Its product is annotated as WD repeat-containing protein 86-like. Gene Ontology annotation, molecular function: protein binding. The record is from RefSeq and is a predicted model, not a curated record. NCBI's taxonomy places the organism in Eukaryota, Metazoa, Chordata, Actinopteri, Acipenseriformes, Acipenseridae. The transcript has 6 exons. Bases 708 to 1949 code for a protein of 413 amino acids.